UUGCAGCCGCCAGCGCCGGGCGGGCGGGCCGGGCCGGGGAGCGGAGCGGAGCGGGGCGAGGCGAGGCGAGGUGGGGCGAGGCGAGGCGAGGCCAUGGCGGGGCUGCGCUGAAGGCGCAAUCUGUGCAGCGCCCUCCCCGCCCCGCCCCCGCCCCCCGGCAUCCGGCAGCAGCGGCUGCGGCGGCGGCGGCGCCGCAGACAAAGAGCGAGGCCGGGCCGGGCCGCGCCGCGCCGCGCCGGGAUGGCGGACCGCAGCCUGGACAGCGUGUCGCUGCCGCUGGAGGUGCGCGCCCGCCUGGCCGAGCUGGAGCUGGAGCUGUCCGAAGAUCAAAGCAAGCAAGAAGUGUUAUCAGCUCCUGGAAUCCUGAUAUCAUGUGACAUCACACAGAAGGGAUAUGAAAAGAAAAGAUCAAAAUUAAUUGGGGCCUACCUGCCACAACCUCCAGCAGCGAAUGGAGCUGCCGCGGUACGGUGUAGACUGCAACACAGUGAAGGGGCUGCCAGAAGAAUGCUCCGCACUGCCAACAUUGGGGUCUGUGACAUCCGAGAAGCAGCAGCUAGAGAACGAGCAGCCAGCACAGCGGGAAACCGGCCUCUCUUUUAUUUUCGUUUUGGGGUGGAUCAGGCAUUGCCACAAGAACGUCGAACUCCCGUUACCCCUUCCUCUUCCUCACGAUAUCACCGCCGCAGGUCCUCAGGGUCACGGGAUGAACGCUAUAGAUCAGAUGUGCAUACAGAAGCAGUUCAGGCAGCUCUUGCUAAACAUAAAGAAAGGAAGAUGGCAGUCCCCAUGCCAUCAAAACGACGUUCAUUGGUGGUGCAAACGUCCAUGGAUGCCUACACACCUCCAGAUACCUCUUCUGGCUCAGAAGAUGAAGGCUCUGUACAGGGCGAUUCCCAGGGAACUCCCACCUCAAGCCAAGGGAGUAUAAACAUGGAACAUUGGAUCAGUCAAGCGAUCCAUGGCUCGACCACAUCCACUACUUCCUCUUCCUCAACACAAAGUGGAGGCAGUGGUGCUGCGCACAGGCUAGCUGAUGUUAUGGCUCAAACGCAUAUAGAAAAUCAUUCUGCCCCUCCAGAUGUUACCACUUACACCUCAGAGCACUCAAUACAAGUAGAAAGACCACAAGGAUCCACAGCACGGGUGGCACCAAAGUAUGGCAAUGCUGAACUUAUGGAAACUGGUGAUGGAGUACCAGUGAGCAGCAGAGUGUCAGCAAAGAUUCAACAGCUGGUCAAUACCCUAAAACGGCCUAAACGACCACCAUUACGAGAGUUCUUUGUAGAUGACUUUGAGGAAUUGUUAGAAGUUCAACAGCCAGAUCCAAAUCAACCAAAGCCAGAGGGAGCUCAGAUGUUGGCUAUGCGUGGGGAACAAUUGGGUGUAGUUACAAAUUGGCCGCCAUCUCUAGAAGCAGCAUUGCAGCGAUGGGGGACCAUUUCGCCAAAAGCUCCUUGCCUAACCACUAUGGACACAAAUGGGAAACCACUGUACAUUCUCACUUAUGGCAAACUUUGGACCAGGAGUAUGAAGGUUGCUUACAAUAUACUGCAUAAAUUAGGCACAAAACAAGAACCGAUGGUGCGACCUGGAGACAGGGUAGCACUCGUAUUUCCUAACAAUGAUCCUGCUGCUUUCAUGGUAGCAUUUUAUGGCUGCCUAUUGGCGGAGGUUGUCCCUGUCCCUAUUGAAGUGCCACUUACUAGAAAGGAUGCAGGUAGUCAACAAAUAGGUUUCUUGCUUGGAAGCUGUGGAGUUACUGUGGCCUUGACUAGUGAUGCAUGCCAUAAAGGACUGCCUAAAAGCCCUACAGGGGAGAUACCACAGUUUAAAGGCUGGCCAAAGCUGCUUUGGUUUGUAACAGAAUCUAAACAUCUUUCUAAACCACCUCGUGACUGGUUCCCACAUAUCAAGGAUGCAAACAAUGACACAGCGUACAUUGAGUACAAAACCUGCAAAGAUGGAAGUGUGCUUGGGGUGACUGUAACACGAAUUGCACUGCUGACCCACUGUCAAGCUCUUACGCAGGCAUGUGGAUAUACAGAAGCUGAAACAAUUGUGAAUGUAUUAGAUUUCAAGAAGGAUGUUGGCUUAUGGCAUGGAAUUCUUACUAGUGUCAUGAACAUGAUGCAUGUUAUAAGUAUUCCAUAUUCCUUAAUGAAAGUGAAUCCACUUUCCUGGAUACAGAAAGUCUGCCAGUACAAAGCAAAAGUCGCUUGUGUAAAAUCCAGGGACAUGCACUGGGCAUUAGUGGCACAUCGAGAUCAAAGAGAUAUCAACCUCUCCUCACUACGUAUGCUAAUAGUGGCUGAUGGCGCAAAUCCUUGGUCAAUUUCUUCCUGUGAUGCAUUUCUCAAUGUCUUCCAAAGUAAAGGCCUAAGACAGGAGGUCAUUUGUCCAUGUGCUAGUUCACCAGAAGCUCUCACUGUGGCUAUUCGAAGGCCAACAGAUGACAGCAAUCAGCCCCCUGGCAGAGGAGUAUUGUCCAUGCAUGGUCUUACCUACGGAGUAAUUCGAGUGGAUUCUGAAGAAAAGCUUUCUGUUUUAACUGUGCAAGACGUUGGCUUGGUGAUGCCAGGAGCCAUAAUGUGUUCAGUGAAGCCAGACGGAAUUCCUCAACUCUGUAAAACAGAUGAAAUAGGGGAACUUUGUGUAUGUGCAAUUGCAACAGGUACAUCAUAUUAUGGACUCUCAGGCAUGACCAAAAACACUUUUGAGGUGUUUCCUAUGACCAGUUCAGGAGCUCCUAUAAGUGAAUACCCUUUUAUAAGGACUGGAUUACUAGGAUUUAUAGGACCAGGUGGGCUUGUUUUCGUUAUCGGCAAAAUGGAUGGUCUGAUGGUCGUCAGUGGAAGAAGACACAAUGCUGAUGACAUUGUAGCAACUGCACUCGCAGUGGAACCAAUGAAAUUUGUCUACAGGGGAAGAAUAGCAGUGUUUUCAGUGAGUGUACUCCAUGAUGAGAGGAUAGUUAUUGUUGCUGAACAAAGGCCAGAUUCUACAGAGGAAGACAGUUUUCAGUGGAUGAGUAGAGUUCUCCAGGCUAUUGACAGUAUUCAUCAAGUGGGGGUUUAUUGUUUAGCCCUAGUACCAGCAAACACGCUCCCAAAGACCCCACUAGGAGGAAUACACUUAUCAGAAACCAAACAGCUCUUUUUGGAAGGCUCCUUGCAUCCCUGCAAUGUGUUGAUGUGUCCCCACACCUGUGUAACAAACCUACCAAAACCAAGACAAAAACAGCCAGAAAUUGGUCCUGCCUCUGUGAUGGUGGGGAACCUGGUCUCUGGAAAAAGAAUUGCUCAGGCUAGUGGCAGAGAUCUGGGUCAAAUAGAAGACAACGAUCAGGCCAGAAAGUUCCUCUUCCUCUCAGAAGUUUUACAGUGGAGAGCUCAAACCACGCCUGACCAUGUACUUUACACGCUGCUUAACUGUAGGGGAACAAUAGCGAACUCUCUAACAUGUGUCCAGCUACAUAAGCGAGCUGAGAAGAUAGCUGUCAUGUUGAUGGAAAGAGGACACUUGCAAGAUGGAGACCACGUGGCUUUGGUUUACCCACCAGGGAUAGACCUGAUUGCAGCAUUUUAUGGUUGCCUGUAUGCAGGCUGUGUGCCAAUAACAGUUCGACCUCCACAUCCACAAAACAUUGCAACAACAUUACCUACGGUGAAGAUGAUUGUGGAGGUGAGUCGUUCAGCCUGUUUAAUGACUACACAAUUAAUAUGUAAAUUAUUACGGUCACGAGAGGCAGCAGCAGCAGUGGAUAUCAGAACGUGGCCUCCUGUACUAGAUACAGAUGACUUGCCAAAGAAGCGGCCUGCUCAAAUCUACAAACCUUCUAACCCUGAUACACUGGCUUAUCUUGACUUCAGUGUAUCCACAACUGGAAUGCUGGCAGGAGUAAAGAUGUCUCAUGCAGCCACUAGUGCCUUUUGUCGUUCUAUUAAGCUGCAGUGUGAGCUUUAUCCUUCCAGAGAAGUUGCUAUCUGUUUGGACCCUUACUGUGGACUUGGGUUUGUCCUCUGGUGCCUCUGCAGCGUUUAUUCAGGACACCAGUCAAUUUUGAUUCCUCCUUCAGAAUUGGAGACCAAUCCUGCUCUGUGGCUUCUAGCUGUGAGUCAGUACAAAGUCAGAGACACAUUUUGUUCUUAUUCGGUCAUGGAGCUUUGCACUAAGGGCCUUGGUUCACAAACAGAAUCGCUGAAGGCAAGGGGAUUGGACCUGUCACGUGUGCGGACAUGUGUAGUAGUUGCAGAGGAACGACCUCGAAUAGCUCUCACUCAGUCUUUUUCAAAAUUAUUUAAAGACCUGGGUCUCCAUCCACGGGCUGUUAGCACAUCAUUUGGCUGUAGAGUUAACCUGGCUAUAUGUUUGCAGCCUCACAGGCUGGGGAAGCUGGCCGAGCAGGGGACAUCUGGACCAGAUCCAACUACUGUGUAUGUAGAUAUGAGGGCACUGAGACAUGACAGAGUUCGUUUAGUAGAAAGAGGAUCUCCUCAUAGUUUGCCCUUAAUGGAAUCAGGAAAAAUCCUCCCUGGAGUUCGUAUCAUUAUUGCUAAUCCAGAAACAAAGGGACCCUUAGGAGACUCUCAUCUUGGUGAGAUAUGGGUUCACAGUGCCCAUAAUGCCAGUGGGUAUUUUACCAUAUAUGGAGAUGAGUCUCUGCAGUCAGAUCACUUUAAUUCAAGACUCAGUUUUGGCGACACACAAACUGUUUGGGCUCGGACUGGCUAUUUGGGGUUUCUGAGAAGAACAGAACUGACUGAUGCAAAUGGAGAGCGGCAUGAUGCACUUUAUGUUGUGGGUGCAUUGGAUGAAGCCAUGGAAUUGCGAGGGAUGAGGUAUCAUCCCAUUGACAUUGAGACCUCAGUAAUUAGAGCACACAAGAGCAUCACGGAAUGUGCGGUGUUUACCUGGACAAAUUUAUUGGUUGUCGUAGUUGAGCUGGAUGGAUCAGAGCAAGAAGCCUUGGACCUGGUUCCAUUAGUAACCAAUGUGGUCCUGGAAGAACACUAUCUAAUUGUAGGGGUGGUGGUGGUGGUGGACAUUGGUGUAAUUCCUAUCAACUCCCGUGGAGAGAAACAACGUAUGCACCUACGAGAUGGAUUCUUGGCAGACCAGCUAGAUCCCAUCUAUGUGGCCUACAACAUGUAGUCUUGUAUCUUAAGGCUUCCAUGGACUUGACUAUAGAUGUAUAAAAUUUUUUGGUGUCCACUAAAAAAUGUGCAGAUAAGAGGGUGACACUCAUCAGAAUGGAACUGUUACUAUUAUGACUUUUCAAAGCAGUCAUGAUUGGCAGGAAAUAAAAUGUGAAAUGUUUUCUUUUACCACUAAAUUUUAGCACAGAAGGACUAUGGGGUACUGCCCUUCAGUUGGUUGGAAAAGCCCAUUUUAGAUUUUUUUUUGCUUAUUGGAUGAUACUGCUUUCUGAGUAAAUGUGGCUUUGUAUUUUACGUUAAGUAAGCUGAAGUAGCUAAUUUUUUUAUUCUGCCCUCCAAGUGGAUUCUUUUUAACAAUUUACAUACUAUGACAAAGAAUUGUUUUGUUCACUUGUCUUUAAUGUGUCAUAAAAAGCUGAAAAACACAGAUCCGUUACUAAUUUAAGCCAUUUUAGAUCCCACGUCUUAGAAAACUACAUAGAGGUACGAGGAAACUACCCAAAAUAGCACCUUCCAAUUAGAGGUUUAGCAGCUUUCUCUGUCAGAGAGGCAGAAAGCACAAAGGCUAAAGAGCCUUUGAUGUUAGUGUUAGAAUGGAAGAAAUUUAUAAAUAAGGUGUAUUUCGGCAAAGAACUUGCAAAUAUCUUUGUACUAAACUAAAAAGAUAAAAUAAGUUAACUACUUCUUCUGUAAUUAUGUACAAAACGUUUAAUUUAUUUUGAUCUCUUUAGAAGUAUAAAAGAGAAAAAACAUUCAAGAAUAUUAAACUCUUGUAAUGUUUGCUAAUAUAAAAACAAAGUGUUGUAUUAUCUUGAGUGGAUAGUAUCACAUCAAAUAUAUAUAUAUGAAAUAUAAAUUCACUAAUGACAAAAGAUUUUAAAGUUUAAAAUGCAGUACUUGUCACUUGCAUGGUGUCUCCCACUGUAGAUAAUCAAAUGUUACUCACAAAUUUUUUGAGAGAAAGCAAUCCUGGAUUGCUAAGUAUCCCUGUCUAAAAAGUCCUCUAGAUACCAGCAAGUGGAAUUAUUGCUGCCUUUAAGGCAGUGUGAUGAAUUUAAGACUAAAAAUGCACUACAACAGUUUUUUUUUUCUUUGCCAUGGAGGCAACAAUAAAUAUUUGUGCUGGCAUGUGCAUACACUUGUUAGACUUUAGAAAAGGCAGGUUGAAGAAUAGCACUGUUUUCUAGCUGCAUAACUUUGUUGCACAAUUUUUUUCAUCAUUUCAGUUGAUGUUUUUGUUGUGAUAAGGAAAAGUUUUGGUGGUUAUUUGCACAGAGUUAUCAAUAUGCCUCUCAGCUGGUCCAUGUAGGUUGGUGGCCAACCCAUCCAGUUUACACUUGUAGAAAACUAUUGUUUUGGACUUUAAUUUUCUCCCUACUGGAAUAUAGCCUGUAGUCACUCCGACGGAUUUGGCACAAAUUGUGUAUCUGCUAACGAGUCCCCAAGUGAACUAACAGAGGAACUGAACUGCCUGUUUUAAGGAAUCAUGACCCAUAGUCUCAGAUCUGCGGCCACUGACAGUGAAGAGUAGGAAAACAUGAAUCACAGCUGCCUUUAUUUUACCUCCUUUGAAUAAAAGAGACCUUCACUUUCCAGUUCCAUUGUUUUUUUUUUUCUUCCUUCCUUUGUAGCCUUCAUAGUUUCUUCAUUCCUUUGUAACCAAGUUGACCUGUGUGUGAUCAAGAGUGGGAUUUAUCAGCAGCAGUCCAAGAAUGCUUUUCUUAUUGUCCAGAAUAUGUUCAUGUGCUGGCUCUCAUUACGGGAUAUGCAUGACCAAGAUUGUUGCAGGACAAAUGCAGUCAUUUUUAUAACGUGUCUAAGGGACAUAUUUUGUCUGCCUUUGCAGAAUACGUACGGCAACGGAGCCCUGGUAGUGAUAGUUUUGUUUGGCUUCUCAGAAUCAGUGCUGGUUGUUUGAAAUCUUUUUAAAAGGUAGGGAUAUUUUAGUCUGCAUGUACAAUACAGAGCACCUUACCAUGUCAGACUUGCUUUAUUUCAGACCGCCCUUUCAGAGUUCACUGUCCUGUGAAUAUUUCUACUCAUGCUCUAAAGAUCAAUCCUCUAUUCCAUCAGACUCAUUUUCUGCUCCCUAAAAAGAAUAAAAACCUGUUCUUAAUGGCAAGUUGUUGUAAGGCUUCAGACCAAAUGCUGAUUGAUUACAAACAUAAUUGCAGUGUGUGAACUAACUUGUGAAGUCCUGCUAUUGCUGAUCUCAGUACUGCAAAACAAAUUUAGCUGUCAUUUAAAGCAUCACUUUAACCUUCACCAAGCCAACUUUCCAUUCAUAGAGGGAAAAGAACUGCAAUGCAGUUGUGGAACGCAGUUAAUAACAGAUCUCUUCUGCAACCUGUCAUCUGUGGUUGUUAACUUCUGAGUUAAGAGAAAUGAUAAACUGAGCUUCUAGUUUUAUUGUGCAAGCAAAAGGAAGGAAACACUUAAGUACCAUCAGACUGAGCAAUAAAGAAGGAUUGUUCUGUAUUAGAAAUUGUACUGUAGAUAAACCAUUCAUAAGAAUGUAUAAAAUGUUUGUCUUGUGACCUUGUGCUUUUGAAGUCAGACAAAACCAUGUAAUCAACUUGAUGCACAUGCACAGAAAGAGGGUACACAAUGAACAUUUAAACACAAAACUAAUCAAACAGGAGCAGAUUCCUCAUGGUGCUUGUUUAUUAUAUAUAUUUAAUCCUGCUUGACACUUUACCCAAGGGAAGACUGUCCCUUUUAUCAGUUGAAUGUUAGCAGCGUUAUUUCAUAGAGUGUGGUGACUGGUUAGAGAAAUUCAUGUAACUCAGCCAAUCACAGUUUCAAACAAAAAUUUUUAUGUGCAAAGGACAGCAACCUUCUUGUAUGUUAAACCACCAGUACGCUUUGUACAUCUGUGAUAACGCCUGUUUUAUAUUCAAAUGAACAAAUAAAAGCUUUUAUUUUUGUUGCUCUGAAAA
Alligator mississippiensis (American alligator) is the source of this 8098-nucleotide messenger RNA. It is a transcript of the gene DIP2C, whose product is annotated as disco interacting protein 2 homolog C. The record is from RefSeq and is a predicted model, not a curated record. The transcript is spliced from 40 exons. Bases 241 to 5154 code for a protein of 1637 amino acids. Lineage: Eukaryota; Metazoa; Chordata; Crocodylia; Alligatoridae.